AUGAAGUCAAUUUUCAAGAAUAUACCCAAAAAACUUAUGAAGAUUGGUGGAUUACGUGUCCUUGGCAGUAGUCAAGUCAUACGUGGGACUUGGGCUGCAAGUCGGGUGACCUCAAAUACACUUCGGGACUCUUCAUAUGUUCGGCUGGCACUCCUUCGCUCUAGCUACACUCCGGACGGUACCAUAGUCGACAAAGAGACGUGCUCCUAUGUGUGCCUACACCACAUCCUAGUCGCAGAAGUUAGCUCAAGCUCCUCGGAUGGAAUUCAUGAGGCCUCACGGGAACUUUUGGCCUAUGUCAGCGCCUGCAAUACACAAGGCGACGCGACGCAGGAAAGUGUAUGGUAUUCUGAACUCAGAGCACCAGAGUUUGUUCACAUUAACACAAUCCAAUGCGUUGUUGGUCGUAUCAAAGUUGGAAAACGAUGGGGUAUCAUUGACACGAGCCUUAACUGUGCCCGAACUACCUUCGUCGGACCUGAGGACAUUGAUCUAGAAGCUAAUGAUAGUUAA
Molecule: messenger RNA, 513 nt
Organism: Serendipita indica DSM 11827
Lineage: Eukaryota; Fungi; Basidiomycota; Agaricomycetes; Sebacinales; Serendipitaceae
Source: the annotation of a GenBank genome assembly